This is a messenger RNA of Balearica regulorum gibbericeps (East African grey crowned-crane), 1167 nucleotides long. The record is from RefSeq and is a predicted model, not a curated record. NCBI's taxonomy places the organism in Eukaryota, Metazoa, Chordata, Aves, Gruiformes, Gruidae.
CCCUCGCGCCCACGGGAUACAGAGGGAUCAUGCAAACCGAUAGUUAAGAAAGGAUUUAACGAGAAGGAGCAAAUCCAGUCGCAGCUGGAGAGCCUCAGGAGAGAGAAAGGAGAACUGGAGAAACAGGAAAGGAAGGAGCAAUGGAUCUGCCAGGACUAUCUGGAAAAAGUGAAGACAGAGCGGCAGAAGAUUGUGCCUGAAUUUAAGCAACUGCGACAGUACCUGGACGAACAAGAGUGCCUGCUGCUGGCUCAACUGGGAGAGCUGGAGAAGCAGAUUACAAGAAGAUUGAAGGAAAAUGCUGCUGAAUUCUCCAGGAAGAUUAUUUAUCUGGAUGGCCUGAUCAAGGAGAAGGAGUGUCAGCUGUCAGGACAUGAGUCCCCACAGGAUGCUGGUGAUGUUUUGAGCAGGUGCGAGAGGGCAAAACUCCAGCAAAAGGAGCAGAUGAGCAAUGAGCUGAAGAAAGGGCCCGGCAUCCGCUCAGAAAAAGCUCCCAUGCUAGAGGAGACAGCAAGAAAACCUCAAGAUGCUUUGAUGACUGCCGCAGGGCUAGGAGUGGAGGAAUCACAGGGACUGUACACUAAAGUGAACGUGACUCUGGAUCCAGACACAGCUCAGUCUCGGCUCAUCUUGUCAGAAGAUCAGAGAAGUGUGAUGCAGGGAGCCACUCAGCAGAGCCGGCUUGACAACCCCAAGCGAUUUGACCUGUGGCCUUGCGUGCUGGGCUGCAAGGGAUUUGACUCAGGGCAACCAUGCUGGGAGGUGGAGGUGGGCUAUGGGUCGUGCUGGGCUGUUGGGGUGGCCCUGGAGUCUGUGAAGAGGAAGGGACCGAUUGACAUGAGCCCACUGGGGGGGAUCUGGGCGGUGGGACAGUAUAAGGAGAAGUUCCAGGCUCUCACUUCCCCAGUUCCCACCCCUGUCCUUCCCAGCAUCAUCCCCCAGAGGGUGCGGGUCUGUCUGGACCAUGCCAGGGGGCGGGUGAUGUUUGUCAACGUGGACAGCGAGGCUGUGAUUUUCACUUUCCCGCAAGCCACGUUUGCGGGGGAGCAAAUCUACCCCUGGUUCUGGUCCCAGCUCUGGGGUGGAGGGGAUGAAGGAGGCUCUUUGGCAGCAUCCAUCUCCGAGACCUGCCAGUCCUCCCGACUGGUGGCCAGAGGAACCAUGUGA